AUGAGUUACCCUUAUGGAUUUUGCUCUCCACAACGCCCCUUACCCCCAUAAUUAUAUUAUUAGAAUCCCAUUCCCCAAUAAAGAUAAGCCCCUUAUUCUCUUCCACCCCCAGUUUACCGCCCACCACCUGUUGGAGUGAGACCUCCUCAAUAACCUUAUUAUCCAUAAUAUUAAAUUCAAAAUCAAGUCCCACCCAUCAGCUUUACAAUAAUCAUACCCAACCCAAUAACAAAAUCCAAGAAUCCCCAAUUAUCCACCUUAAGUUUAUAAAUAAUAAUAACCGGUCGUUCCAAAACCCCAACCACCAUGAUAAUAAAUUCCACCUUAAUAAAGAGGAACAGCUCAAUAUCCUUAUUAGCCAUAAUAAUAAUUAGUCUAGAAUAACCCCAGUACUAACAACCUGGGUAGUAAAAUCAGAAUAAGGUUGUUUAGCCUCCAAAAUAGCCUUAUUAAUAAUAAUAUGUACCAAGUUAACCAAAACCUUAAUCACAUCCUUCCUAACAUAGACCUGAGUAGCAAAAUUAAUAAAUUCCAUAAUAAUAACAAUAACAAUAAGUCAAUAAACCUCCUUAACAAUAUAAAUAACCAUAAUAAUCUUAGAAGGAUGAUGACUUGGAAAAGAAAUUCUAAGAUGCCAUUGAUAGAACAAGAGAUCUUGUGUAAAAAUAUUAAAACCCAUAAACAAAAUAACCUUAGUAACAACAACAAUAACCAAAUCCAUAACCAAAAUAAGAGUAACAUACAAAUCAACCUUAAGUUGAUGAUAACUAGUUAUAAGAAUUAGCACUCUAAUAUGAGGAUGGCUAUAUCUACAGAGGCUAGGGUUACGAACCAGCCACUAGAGAAGGUUAUGGUGUUCUAACUGAUUAAGACGAUAAUCCAGUUUAUGAUGGUCAAUGGAAGGAUAAUCAAUAUCAUGGCCAAGGCAAGUUGAUCAAUGUUCAAGCAGAACAGAUUGAUGGUCCUUUUGAUUAUUAAGAUUUAAGUGUGAUUGAAAAUGGAUGGCUUGGAUAUGAAGGUGAUUUCUUAGAAGGUAAAAUGAAUGGUUUUGGAAAAUUAUAACUUACAAAUGGAGAGAUGUUUGAAGGCUAAUUUUAAGACGGUAUGAUCGAUGGCGAAGGCGUGUUUUCUGCUGUGAAUGGCCAAACUAUUAAAGGAUUAUGGAGGGAAGGAGUAUUAACUUAAGUUUUUGCUUGA
Messenger RNA from Paramecium tetraurelia, 1197 nucleotides. RefSeq lists its product as uncharacterized. The transcript is spliced from 5 exons. The record is from RefSeq and is a predicted model, not a curated record. Lineage: Eukaryota; Ciliophora; Oligohymenophorea; Peniculida; Parameciidae. Gene Ontology annotation, cellular component: cytosol.